This is a messenger RNA of Spodoptera frugiperda (fall armyworm), 923 nucleotides long. It is a transcript of the gene Lamtor3, whose product is annotated as ragulator complex protein LAMTOR3 homolog. The record is from RefSeq and is a predicted model, not a curated record. Lineage: Eukaryota; Metazoa; Arthropoda; Insecta; Lepidoptera; Noctuidae. The transcript has 3 exons. Gene Ontology annotation, biological process: positive regulation of TOR signaling; cellular response to amino acid stimulus. Gene Ontology annotation, cellular component: Ragulator complex. Bases 126 to 503 code for a protein of 125 amino acids.
ACAAAUGUCAACUGUCAGGCUGUACUGUCAAUCGUACUUCGGUAUUGGUAGCUCAUUGUUUUUCAUUUCGAUUAAAUAAAUAAUUCAGUUUGUAAAUAUUUUACAACUUUAAUUUGCAAAAGAAAAUGGUUGACGACCUAAGGAAAUAUUUGAACCAUCUAUUGGAGAAAGUGAACGGGCUUCACUGUAUCCUUAUAACUGAUCGUGAUGGCGUGCCUUUAGUUCGAGCGGUCACAGAGAGGGCUCCGCAGUUAGCAUUGAGGCCUAAUUUCAUAUCAACCUUUGGCAUGGCGACUGAUCAAGCAAGCAAACUUGGCCUAGGAAGAAAUAAGACAAUUAUUUCAAUGUAUUCUAGUUACCAGGUAAUACAAAUGAACAAGCUACCUUUAGUUGUCACAUUUAUCGGUAGUGAUAAUUGCAACACUGGCCAUAUAUUGUCUCUGGAAAGUCAAAUAGAACCUUUUCUAAAGGAUUUAGCAGCAGUAGUGGCAGAUGCACCAUAAUUUAAAACUGCCAUUUAAUUUGUAUUAAAUAUCAUUUAAGUUUACUCUAAGAGACAUUAAACAUUGUUAUUUUUUAAUAUGGAGUGUAUUUAUAAUAGAAAAAUAUACAUAUUAUCUAAGAUAAUUAAUCUCCAUUUCUAUUUGACACAUGAAUAUCUACAUUAUUAUUUACUUAUUUGAGGCAAAAAAAAAAAAAUAUUUUCUUUUAACUAAUAAUCAUGGUUUACUCACAUACAUAAUGGAGAAAAGCUCUAUUAGUUAGAACAAUCCCAAGUAUGUGAGUAAACAUUGAUUUUUAGUUAAUUUUCUUUUCUAAAAUGACUUAAAUUGUCAAGUCUUAAGUAAUUGUUUAUAAUUAAGUAUAAAUAUUAUAUUCUAGCCUUAAACUUAAGCAGAAAUAAAAGCCAAAUUUGUAUUUUC